GAACGACAAGUUGUCCAUUACUGCGAAUAUCUUAGGAAUGGAGGAAAUAGCCGAAGUAGGCGAUGAUGGUUUCGAUUUGCAGCAAGAAAUAGCUCGAAGCGCCUUUGCGGACAUGUGCCACGAUUGGGAACGUAACCAAAAAUACGACCAGGCACUCCGGAUAACGAUUGAACGGCUUCACAAAAGUGGCAAGCAAGCAAAUGUUCUGGACAUUGGCACCGGCAGCGGACUACUCUCAAUGAUGGCUGUACGUGCAGGUGCAGACAGUGUAAUAGCUUGUGAAGCUUUCCGCCCAAUGGCGGACUGUGCCGAACGUGUGAUAGCGGCAAACCAAAUGGACGAGCGGAUACGUUUGAUCAAAAAGCGGUCCACCGAGCUAACAGUUGGUCCGGGAAUGGAUAUGGAGCGACGCGCGAACGUGCUGGUAACGGAACUAUUCGAUACGGAGCUGAUCGGCGAAGGUGCCAUCGGAACUUAUCGGCACGCGCUGGAGCACUUGCUGACGGAUGAUGUCCUGACGAUACCGCAUCGUGCAACAAUCUAUGCCCAAGUGGUAGAGUGUCCGCUCGCCCUGAACUGGCAGUGUCUGAAGACCUUGUCGAAUGCCGACGGAGACAUUCUGCUACGCGUUCCACCGGAGGUGACAGCCUGCCGAGGGUCAAGCGCGGUUUUUGAUAUACAACUCAGUCAAUUCCCAGCACAUAGUUUCAACGCCCUCACGGAACCGAUGCCGGUGAUGGAGUUUUGCUGGUCCAAGCUGGACGAACUAAAAACGGACCGCUGUUUUAAAAAUCUAUGUAAAGCGCGCACCUCUGGGUUCCCGCAAGCAGUCUUUAUGUGGUGGGAUUUAACGAUGGACAAGGAAGCAAGCGUGGCGCUGAGUUGUGCCCCGUACUGGGCGCAUCCCGAUUAUGAACACCUUAAAAAUGCACAGGUUCAUCCCGCGCGUCGGCUUCCGGAGAGCAACUUGAUACCUUGGCGAGACCACUGGAUGCAGGCAGUGUAUUUCUUGCCGCCGGUUAAAAUUCCUCUUCAAAAAGGACAAGAGUUUAUGCUCCAGUCAUACCACGAUGAGUAUUCGCUGUGGUUUAGCAUUAGUGAAGAGACACCACUAACCCGUCCGCAUUGCAGUUGCGGAUGGCACAUUGCACAGUCACGAUCACGUAUCGGACAGUUGAACGAUAGCCUGCGCAAUAAACGAUAUCUGAACUACUUCGAGCGCGUAUUUUCCGGAGAUUCGGUGGUGCUCGUCUUGAGUGAAGGUUCCCUGCUAGGGCUGGCCGCAGCACGCAUGGGCGUCAAGCAAGUAUUGCUCUACGAGCCGAACGCAAUCUCUCGCCGCUGUAUGGAAGCGUUCGUGGAAAACAAUAAUGUUCAAAAUGUACAGUUUGUAACAUCGGCCGAUUCCCUCGAGUCGGAGCAGGUAGCCACUGUGACGCACGUGUUCAGUGAACCACACUUCCCUUCCGCCAUUCUACCAUGGGACAAUUUGCACUACGGAGAUUUGCUCAAAAACCUUAAACCGUUGCUUCCAGCGAGCGUGGCAGUCAUUCCGGCUUCCGCAACACUUUACGGCUUACCGGUAGAAUUUUUAGAUUUACAAAAAAUUAACGCCCCACUUGGUACAUGCGAGGGUUUCGAUUUAUCGUUGAUGGACAAACUAAUCGAGCAACAUUCGUUGUACGCGGAUUCGCCGGUCGAAGCUCAACCACUGUGGGAAUAUCCAGCGUAUCCUCUUGCCGGUGCCAGUCGUCUGAUGGACAUUGAUUUUGUCGGUGAUUUCGAGAAAACAAAACUUUCGAGUGGCAAAUUCUGUCUAUCUGAACCAGGUCGAUGUAAUGGAAUCGCAAUUUGGAUCGAGUGGCACCUGGAUGGUAGUCUUGGGCCGAAAACAACGAUAUCUAGUGGACCAGUAGUACCGGUAGAGGAGGCGUCCGAUGAGCCGGUGCGCUGGAAUAUGAAUUGGCGCCAGGGAGUACAUUUAGUACGGAGCUUCCCCAAUCGUGCAGCCAUCAUUCCUUGGACCGUUAAGUUUAAUCCUACAUUAAACAAUGUAUACUUUCAGUUUGAUUAUACUGAUAAAUAAAUAUUUGUAUACGUCAUAGAA
Messenger RNA from Anopheles coustani, 2107 nucleotides. RefSeq names its product protein arginine N-methyltransferase 7 (gene Art7). The record is from RefSeq and is a predicted model, not a curated record. Bases 38 to 2086 code for a protein of 682 amino acids. Gene Ontology annotation, molecular function: protein-arginine N-methyltransferase activity. Gene Ontology annotation, biological process: peptidyl-arginine methylation. Lineage: Eukaryota; Metazoa; Arthropoda; Insecta; Diptera; Culicidae. The transcript has a single exon.